AUGAUCAAUAACGCCGCAUUCCUACUCUUUCUUGCCACAGUCUUUUCUUCGGAAACUCUUGUCCAUGGAAAACGCCAAGUCCGAAGCAAGGCCACAUACGCUAAGGAACAAAACGACUUGAUUGAUUUGUCUAGAGAAUUCAACGACUAUGAAAUGAGACUUCUUCAAUUGAGUACUAGUUUGGACAGUGGUAACGGCAGUACCGAUGCACCAGGUGGCGGUGAUGGUGUCAUUACUGAUCCUCCAGCAGAUGGAGGUACAGAAGCGCCAGUAGAUGGACGCACAGAUGCGCCUGGAGACGGAGGCGGCGAUGCUGGCGGAGGCGGCGAAACUGAUGCUCCCGCCGAGGAUACCACGGCCCCAGUCACAGGUCGAGUGGAAACUCCAGCACCGACUAUUGCACCAACUGCUCUCAGUCCACCAACAGCCUUACCGACAAUUGCCCCUACCAAGAACACCGACUCCCGAGGAACUGGCGAAGACAGUGGUGGUGAUGGGGGAGGAAGUGCAGGAGGAGAUGGAGACAAUGGUGAUGGGUCUCCCAGCGAUUCUCCUGACAUACAAGCAUCAUCGGCUUUCAUUUCUAGCGUCACAACGUGUGCGACGUUGAUGGCCGUAAUAUGUGUUUCCCUUUUGUAA
This is a messenger RNA of Cylindrotheca closterium, 639 nucleotides long. The record is from the annotation of a GenBank genome assembly. Lineage: Eukaryota; Bacillariophyta; Bacillariophyceae; Bacillariales; Bacillariaceae.